Molecule: messenger RNA, 3525 nt
Organism: Miscanthus lutarioriparius
Lineage: Eukaryota; Viridiplantae; Streptophyta; Magnoliopsida; Poales; Poaceae
Source: the annotation of a GenBank genome assembly
AUGAAGCCGUCGCAGUCGAAGAAGAAGGGAAAGAAGAAGAAGAAGUCCUCGCCGCCGGCCGCGGUGCCGGCCCCUCCGCCGGCGGAGGGGGCUGCGGAUUCGGAGGCCUGCUCCCCGCUGCCCGGAACCCUAACCCUAGCUGCCGCCACCGCGGCGGCGGCAGUUUCGGAGACGGAGUCCAGCAGCAGCGGCGAGGCCUCGACGUCCGCGUCGUCGGCCUGCUUCACCGCAAGCUCGUCCGGGACGGCGUCCUCGUCAUCCUCCUUCUCUGCCUUCUCCUCGUCGGCGUCCACCGCUUCGUCGUCGGUCGCCGGCGAGAAGCGGUGGGACCUCACGUGGCUGCUCGACGCGUUCGCCAGCGCCACCAUCGACCAGAUCGACUCCGCCUACCGCGAGGCCGGCGGGGACCCCUUCGUGGCCGCUGGUAUCCUGGGCUCCACGCAGGACACGCAGCCGCCGCAGCCACCACAGCCGGCGCCGCAGCCCCCUCCACCACCGGAUCUCUCGCCGCGCAGUGGAUCUGGUGGAAGGAAGGCUGGUCGGAGGCCCAAGCGGGUUGCGGUGGCCGCUACGGGCAUGGUCGCGGACGUUAUUGGCAAGGAAUACACACGACCCGCGACUACUCCUGUAAGCGUGCCAAAUGCAUGGAAGGGUCGGGAUGGGGAGAGGGAUGGCGGGUCUGGUGGCCGCAAGUACAGCGUUGAAGAGGGAGAGCAGUUCCUGUGCUCCAUGCUCGGUGAUAAUUCCGAGCUUGGAAUGGGUGUUGUCAGAGAUGUGCUCGGUCAGUAUGGGUAUGAUGUUGAGAAGGCUUUGGAUGCAUUGCUUGAUAUGUCUGGUGUGUCUUCCGUUGAAAACAUGGAAACAAAUCAUCAAAAUGCUGGAAGGAAUGACACCCGGCAUCUAUAUAUGUUCCCUGGAAAUGGGUUAUCAGUGGACAAUCUGACUGCAGGGAAUAGAAGAAGUCUACAACAGUUGACAGAUGAGAUAUCCAACACUAGGUUCCAGUCUGAAUUAAGACAUGAGUUUUUGUGGGGUGAACCUCAGAUCAGCUAUGCGGAGGCUGUUAAAGAGGCACCACAUUCACCAACAUUGCCUUCAAGAUCAACUGUAGCGAAAGCUGGUCCACAACAAGUCCUCGAUUCACUGUUUAAAAUUCCUGAAAUACGCACAUAUGAGCCAAGUUCUAUGGACUGGAAAAAGGUAGUAAAGAAACUGCAAACGUUCAAUUAUACUGCCGCAUCAAACAAUCAAGAAAGGCCUAAGAAUGGGGAUGGCUAUCGUGAGUUCCGUGGUGUUGCUGCGAGGCAUUAUGAUAAAAUGAAAGAAUACUAUCAGAAAGCUGCCCUGGCAUAUUCAAAGGGUGACAAGUCAUAUGCUUCUUACCUUGCUGAGGAGGGGAAACAUUAUCGUGAACUGGGUCGCUUAGAAGACGAGAAGGCCAGCAGGAAUAUAUUUGAAGCCAGAAAUAAGCAUAUAACGAAUACAAUAACCAUCGACUUGCAUGGCCAACAUGUCCAACAAGCUAUGAACCUUCUCAAACUUAACAUGAUGGUUUGUAUUUGCAUGCCAUCUGUCUUACUGAGGGUAAUUACUGGUUGUGGUUCAGAAGGUACAGGGAAGGGAAAAAUAAAGCGCUCGGUUAUAGAGCUUGCAGAGAAGGAACAUAUUGAGUGGCGCGAAGAGAACUCUGGAACUGUAGCCCUUCGGCUUGGUGGGCCAAGAGAGUCAGGCCUUCCUCCCCUCCCGCGGCUUGGUUUCUCCGCCAGCUUCGGCUACUCCACCGCCACCGAGGAGUCGACACCCGCCGCGAGGCCCAAGGGCAAGGCCAAGGCCAAGGCCAGGAAGAACCCCAUGAAGCAGUCGCGCUUCGACUUCACCAAGGUGGACGCCGCGCUUCUCCCCACCGUCAUCCUCGUCGGCCGCCCCAACGUCGGCAAGUCAGCCCUCUUCAACAGAUUUAUACGGAGGAGGGAGGCGUUGGUGUACAAUACUCGUGGGGACCAUCCGCUGGAUCUUGAGGUUGGGCAAUGGCUGCGUAAGCAUGCAUCUGGGAUACAUACGCUUGUUGCGAUGAACAAGUCUGAGUCACUUGAUGAGCAUGGACUUCUGACUGCUGCUGCUGGAGAAGCACACAAGUUGGGGUUUGGUGAUCCUGUUGCAAUAUCCGCAGAGACAGGCCUGGGGAUGGCAGAGCUCUACGAGAUACUUAGGCCAUUGUUUGAGGAAUACAUGUUUCAGCUUCCAAACAAUGACCUCAACCAAGAUGAUCCUAUCUCGGAGGUUGAAACUGAGGCCCAUGAAGGUGAUGAGAGCAAGUUACCUUUGCAGUUGGCAAUUGUGGGACGUCCUAAUGUUGGGAAGUCCACCCUUUUAAAUACCUUGUUGCAAGAACAGAGAGUUCUUGUUGGUCCAGAGGCAGGCCUAACAAGGGACUCGAUUCGGGCUCAGUUUCAAUUUGAUAAUCGAACCGUGUAUUUAGUGGACACUGCAGGUUGGAUGGAAAGAUCAGGGAAGGAUGAAGGGCCAGCAUCUUUGAGUGUUGUGCAGUCAAGAAAGAACCUAAUGAGGGCCCACAUUGUUGCUCUUGUGCUGGAUGCUGAAAAGAUUGCUAAGUCCAAAAGUAGCAUGAAUCAUCCAGAAGUCGUGAUAGCACGGCAAGCAAUAGAAGAGGGCCGUGGACUCGUUGUGAUUGUCAAUAAAAUGGAUCUCCUUAGAGAUAACCAAACACUGUUUAACAAGGUUAUGGACGCUGUUCCUAGUGAAAUUCAGACAGUCAUUCCUCAGGUGACAGGAAUGCCGGUUGUUUUUGUGUCAGCACUGGAGGGGAGGGGGCGGAUUGCUGUGAUGCGCCAGGUUAUAGAUACCUAUGAGAAGUGGCGUUUAAGAUUGUCAACAUCAAGGCUCAACCGUUGGUUGCGUAAGGUUAUGAGCAGACAUUCCUGGAAAGAUUCAGCUACUCAGCCAAAAGUCAAGUACUUCACUCAAGUGAAGGCGCGGCCACCAACAUUUGUUGCCUUUAUGAGUGGGAAGACUCAGCUUUCUGAUACAGAUACUAGGUUCUUGACAAAGUCUCUCAAGGAGGAUUUCGACAUUGGGGGAAUACCAAUCCGGAUCGUACAGCGUUCUAUUCCAAGAAAAGCUUCUGCAAAGAGCAACACAAGGAACACUGGGCCUAGGAUUGUCAGGAUGAAAACAGACAAACGAACAACGCACAAGCCAACAGGAAAGAUGGCAAGUCCACCUUCUGUCAACAAUGAGAAUUAUGAUCCUAAGGUAGACAAAGCAAGGAAGGCCAGCUCAAAUGAUCCAGGCUGGAAGUAUGGAUAUUGGGCAGACCUCCAGAAGAGAGAUCAGGUUAGGGUAUAUGUAUGGCGUCGCCUUGCCGCACGCCUAAUUCGCCUAGGCGUCUGGAAGGGGGUGCGGUGCCGCACCUCGCCUUACCGCCUUAAUAACCAUGGUUCCAGUCUAGACAUUCAGAAACCUGAAACGAUUGUUUCGACUCGGGGAAGUGGUACAAACACGUGA